AUCACCAAAAUAUUAUUUCUAUUCCAUUCGUUUUCUAGCCAAACAAACAGCCCCCUUUUCUUUUUUUUUUUUAUUCCAAUGGCUCGCACAAAGCAAACUGCUAGGAAAUCUACAGGAGGCAAGGCUCCAAGGAAGCAGUUGGCCACCAAGGCAGCAAGGAAAUCAGCUCCGGCAACCGGAGGUGUGAAGAAGCCGCACAGGUUCAGGCCGGGAACUGUUGCCCUGAGAGAAAUCAGGAAGUAUCAAAAGAGUACAGAGCUCUUGAUCAGGAAACUUCCAUUCCAGAGAUUGGUGAGGGAAAUCGCUCAAGAUUUCAAGACUGAUCUGAGAUUCCAGAGUAGCGCUGUAGCAGCUCUACAGGAGGCAGCUGAAGCAUAUUUGGUUGGGUUGUUUGAGGAUACAAAUUUGUGUGCUAUUCAUGCUAAGAGGGUUACUAUUAUGCCCAAGGAUAUUCAGUUGGCAAGAAGGAUUAGGGGUGAGAGGGCUUUGGGAUAUGAAGAAGAUUUGAUUUACGAUUCAAAAAUCGAAAGAAUUACUAAGAACUUGCGAAAACAAGCCUCAUUAGCAUUUUCAUCUACAAUCAAUAAAGAAACCGUCACAGAAUUGGAGUCUGCUGCACAAGCUGCAAAAAACAUAGCUUCUGCUGUAGUUGUUGCAUCAGCUAUUGCACUAAAAAUUCUGGACAGAACAACUGCAGCUACUGGACCAACAACUAUCGCCAUUGAACUGAAAGUUGAAAAUAUUGAAAGAAGAGCUCCAAUGGCACAAGAGAGGAACCUGUGUGAAUUAGCAGCCCCUAAAGGUGAUCAAGCACCAUUAUGCAUUACAUUCUCACCUCUAGCAGUCCCUUUUGAACUGAGAACUAGUUUAAUUGACUUGCUUUUCAAGUUCAGAGGACUGAAAAAUGAAGACCCAUACAAACACCUCAAAGAAUUUCAUAUUGUCUGCUCAACCAUGAGGUCUCAAGGGAUAACCGAAGAGCACAUUAAAUUGAGUGUCUUUUCCUUUUCACUUGAUGAAUCUGCAAAAAACUGUAAUGUAACUAAUGGUAAUGAUACUGAUGUUCUUGAUACUUUGAGCCAAAAUGCAUUUGAGUUGAGGCAUGAUGAUAAGCUAAAUAUUAUUUUAUGUAGAACUCUAGUCACGGGCAAUUUGGAGGAUCAUAAUUCCAAGACAGAUGCUGAAAUUAAAGAAACAACUUAUUCUUUAGGUUUUGUACAACCACUGCCUAGGUCAGGCUUGAACGAAGAUUUGCCCAAAUCUAACUCACAACUACAACAAUCUCUUAUAAAGUUUUCUAGCCAAGCAAAAAGCCCCUCAUCUGUUACAAUGGCUCGCACAAAGCAAACUGCUAGGAAAUCUACUGGAGGCAAGGCUCCAAGGAAGCAGUUGGCCACCAAGGCAGCAAGGAAAUCAGCUCCGGCGACCGGUGGUGUGAAGAAACCUCAUAGGUUCAGGCCUGGAACUGUUGCCCUGAGAGAAAUCAGGAAGUAUCAAAAGAGCACAGAGCUCUUGAUCAGAAAGCUUCCAUUCCAGAGAUUGGUGAGGGAAAUCGCUCAAGAUUUCAAGACUGAUUUGAGAUUCCAGAGUAGUGCUGUAGCAGCUCUACAGGAGGCAGCCGAAGCAUAUUUGGUUGGGUUGUUUGAGGAUACAAAUCUGUGUGCUAUUCAUGCUAAGAGGGUUACUAUUAUGCCCAAGGAUAUUCAGUUGGCAAGAAGGAUUAGGGGUGAGAGGGCUUAGAUUAUGGUUUCUGCGUUCUAUAAUGUCUUGAUUUUUAUUUUUUGAAUUCUAGAUCUAGAUUUUACCUUAUUAGGGUUUGAUUCAUGAGUGGUUGAGGUGGAAAUCAAGUGGAAAAUCUAAUGGCUUCUUGCUAAAUCCCAUGUUGCAGUUUACCUGUUUGUGAAAAUUACAUUUGGGUUUGAUUA
This is a messenger RNA of Manihot esculenta (cassava), 1925 nucleotides long. RefSeq lists its product as uncharacterized. Gene Ontology annotation, cellular component: nucleosome. The transcript is spliced from 4 exons. The record is from RefSeq and is a predicted model, not a curated record. Bases 79 to 1740 code for a protein of 553 amino acids. Gene Ontology annotation, molecular function: protein heterodimerization activity; DNA binding; structural constituent of chromatin. Lineage: Eukaryota; Viridiplantae; Streptophyta; Magnoliopsida; Malpighiales; Euphorbiaceae.